Messenger RNA from Ficedula albicollis (Collared flycatcher), 3134 nucleotides. RefSeq names its product leucine-rich repeat-containing protein 32. NCBI's taxonomy places the organism in Eukaryota, Metazoa, Chordata, Aves, Passeriformes, Muscicapidae. The coding region runs from base 142 to 2196 and encodes 684 amino acids. Gene Ontology annotation, molecular function: protein binding. The record is from RefSeq and is a predicted model, not a curated record. The transcript has 4 exons.
CAUUCUGAAGUUCUGAGUGAGCCUCUAGGUGUCCUGAAUGGGUGAACAUGAAGCUGAAGAAUAAUUGCAUUGAUACCAGGACUGAAUUGAUUUUGAAGAGCUGGAUAUGAUUUUUAAAGAGAUGAUAAGCAGUGUUUGGGGAUGCAAGAAGCCCUUGAAACAAGAGCCAUGAAACUGUACAUCAUCUUCUUCCUGGCCGCGGUGAACAAAGAAACCUCUAACUAUCAACUCUCAGAGGGGGCAUCCUGUGAAAUGGCAAACUCUCAGGCAUUUUGCCACAACAAAGACCUCCACCAAAUCCCUCGUGAGCUCCAUCCAAAUGUAAACAAAAUAGAUCUGUCGGGAAAUCUGAUUCAAAGCAUUCCUGAAAUGUCAUUAUCAUUUUACACUUCCCUCCAGUGCCUGGAUUUAAGCUCUAACCAGAUAAGUUUCAUCACUCCUGGAGUCUUCGCACACAUGAAGAGCUUGCUGGAAAUAAAUUUAGCCAACAAUCACUUAUAUGAGCUUGCUCAAAAUGGCACAGAGGGGAUUGGACUCCUACCCAAGGUGGAAAUACUGGACUUGUCCCACAACAGUCUGUACAACGGGAUGGCUGAGUAUUUCAUUAAAGAAGCUCCAGCACUGCAGUAUCUCUCCUUGGCAGACAACAGUAUUAUAAUGAUAUCAAGAAAGAUGUUUCAGGGAUCUCCCAGUCUUGUGGAGAUAGAUCUUCAGAGCAACAUCAUCAUGGAAAUAGAAGAUGGUGCUUUUGAGACUCUAGUGAGCCUGUCGAAACUCAAUCUCUCAAAGAAUUCAAUUACUUGCAUCUCUGAUUUUAACCUCAGGCAGCUGGAGAUACUUGACCUUAGCAGGAACAGCAUUGAGACCUUCCACACCACAAAAUCAGAUGAGGAGUAUAGCUUAAGGUAUUUGGAUCUGAGUGAAAACAAACUGUUUCACUUCCCAGUGUUCCCUCAGGUAAAUAAGCUGGUAACUCUGAAUUUAUCAAAGAAUUUAAUCCAGCUCACUGCUGAAUCCCCUCACAAUAAAAUGGACUAUAUGAAAAAUGAAUGGCUAAAUGCUUCUUUCCGUCUUCUUGAUCAGAAGCAAAGUAGAAACAAAAGUUCUCUUUAUUUAUCCCAGCUUGAAUAUUUAGACUUAAGUUAUAAUAAAAUCAAAUCCAUUCCAGAUGAAUUCUUUGAAUCAAUGAUGUCCCUUCACACCCUUAAUCUCAGUAAAAACUGUCUUCAGGCAUUUGCAGUAAGUUAUGACAGUGCAUUGAUCGCUUUAACUGUCCUUGACUUGAGCUACAAUGCUUUGCAGAGCCUUCUCCUUGAUGCUGGUGCAUUGUCAAAUUUAAAGGAGCUCUACAUUCAAAACAACUAUCUUCAAACCCUGCAGUUUGAUACCUUCUCAAAUCUUCCUAGCCUUAGACUGCUUAAUCUACAGAGCAAUAAUAUCAGCCUUUGCAGCAUGUACUCAGGAUUAGCUAAGCAAAGACUUGCUGGAGAGGAGAGUGGUUGUGUGUCAUUUGUCAAUUCUCCUACUCUUCAGUACCUGUACCUAGCUGACAACAUGCUGAACACCCUACCAGCAUACAGCUUCUACAAGACUUCUCUGGUUGUCUUGGACCUCUCCAUGAACCCUGGGCUGAAAAUAGAACUUAAAGCAUUAUCGGGUCUGGAAAAGUCUCUGGAAUGUUUGUAUUUAUAUGGUAAUAGCCUGAUAGAUUUAAAUAUUGACUUGCCUUGUUUUAGUCACCUUAAACAUUUAAACCUCUCUGAAAAUCAGCUGAGCUGGCUGCCUAAGUGGGAUAGUGACUCUCCACUAGAAGUUCUGGACCUACGGAACAACAGGUUCAGUACAUUACAGAACAGCAAUAUUUUAGCAUUAGAAAAUUCACUUAAAAACUUGUAUCUCACCGGGAACCCACUCAAUUGCUGUGGAAACAUCUGGCUUUCAUCAAUGAUCCAGAACAAGAAUGUCCAGAUCCCCAAUGUGGAGUAUUUAAUGUGCCAGCACACUCAGAAUUUCGGGUACCAGGAUGAAAUGUACAUCAGGAACAUUAGACCAGAAGACUGUGAAAAAGAGGAUCUGAAGAAAAUCAACUUCCUUAUUAUUUUAACACUUGUGUUGGUUUUAUCUGUGAUCAUCAUUGGUGUGGGUUCAUUUUUUUGCUUCCGCAGGCAAAACUUUACCCAUCAGUUUAAAGCAUAGUAACACAAAAUGCCUUGAAAACUGAAGAAAUCGGGUGCUACACUGACACUGUGUAGAAAUGAAGGGUAAAAUUCUCAUCUUUGAUGUGGAUUUGAAGUGCUUUUGAAGUGCCCCUGAAUUGCACCACUGGUAUGGGUUGCAGGGACGGGAAGGAGAAUUUGACAUGUUUUGCAGAUCCACAGUUAAAUUCAAAGAGGAGAAAUUUGGCCCUAAUGUGCAAUAUGUAUUUAACUGAGUUUAAUGUGAAGAAAGUCAUCUCUGGGAUGAAAGCUUUGUUUAAAAAAAUCCUGGAGCAUGAAUUUCAACCAGCUAACAUUGAACUGACAUGUUUAUAUUUCUAAGAAAAACUGUUGGGAAAUCACUGCAUAUGGUUGCAUUUCAAUGCAGAAGAAUAGUAAAUCUAUUUUUAAAGGCCACAGGAGGUUAGACUGCAAAAAGGUGUUUUGAAGAUACCAGUGUGAAAUAAUGCAUAGGGAACAUUGUCCUAGGCCAUUAUUUAGAUCUGUCUUUCCCCAAAAAUAUAUUAUUGUCUAGAGAAUGUGCUGCAAGGAAAGUUCUGUGGGUCCUCACUCUGUGCUGUGUUUAACAUGGCUAGCCUGCUGUGUUGCUAAAAGUUGACACUGACGAAUGUUAUGUCCCAUAUUCUCACAGAAAAUUCACCCUUUUGGAGGGAACAUGACAGUGAGUGGGAGCCUGGCCUGCUAACAGAGUUCAGUGGCUUUGAAAAGGAGCUAUAUCAGGUCUCCUGUUAAUGCCAGGAACUGUCCAUUCAGGCACAUGAAAGAGUGGUCAAGCUGAAACCUGUCCAGGUAAAUAACUCAGUCAAAUUGCUGCUCAGUUUCUGUUUCUUCCAGCUAGUGAAUGUCCAAACUUCCACACUACAAAAGAGGUGUAUAGUUAUAUUUUCUAAGCAGUUACAUAUGAAACUGGCUGGUGGU